Nymphaea colorata (pocket water lily) is the source of this 2797-nucleotide messenger RNA. Its product is annotated as seipin-2-like. Bases 96 to 1985 code for a protein of 629 amino acids. The transcript is spliced from 4 exons. Gene Ontology annotation, cellular component: endoplasmic reticulum membrane. Gene Ontology annotation, biological process: lipid droplet organization; lipid storage. The record is from RefSeq and is a predicted model, not a curated record. Lineage: Eukaryota; Viridiplantae; Streptophyta; Magnoliopsida; Nymphaeales; Nymphaeaceae.
UUGGGGUGGGCACGUCAUCCCUGUGACCUCUUCUCCCUCCAAAUACUUGUUGCCGUUGCGUACGAGGCUUGUGAAGUUCUGAGGCCUUACCUUCAAUGGCGGAAAUCCCAGCGGAGGGCUCCCAUCCCGAUCUCUUUCUCGACGCGCUAGAUGAUCCUCUCCCCUCUGUCCGGAACGAAGUAACUGACAAUGGAGUCGGUUCACCAGGUCCCGCGGAUAAGUUCUUUGAUUCGCGCCCGGACCCGUCUUACCGCCCGUCUCCCCGGAAUCUCAGGCGCAGAUUUCCGUCCCGACGGAUAGAAUUUCAUAGAUCAUACAGCGGAGAUGGAUCCGAUGCUUCGAAUGUCGAAGAGACGGGAGGGAUUGUCGGUGAUGGUGGUAAAGUUAUUCGGAACCUCCGAAUUUCUGAACCCUCUUCAUCUCGAGUGGAUUCUUCUGCUGUCACGGGCCUUUCUGAGGGUCCUUUAGUUUCUGUGGUCCCGGCAUCAGAUGGAGAUGUUUUUAGGACGAGGAAGGAGUCUGGCUGUGGCAAUGGCGGUCAGGAUAAUGAACUCCAUGAACUAUCUGUGGUCUGCUCGGGUAGCAAGGAUUGGUCGGAGGAUGGUAAUGGAGAUGAUGGCGGAAAGCCUGAAGCUUCACCUUUAAAGAUCGAGAGUUCAGAGAUUUUGAAGGACUCGGGUUUCAGCGAAACCGUUGGCAGCCAUGGUAUUUCUCCGGUUUCUUCUUCGGUUACGGAACAGAUUGAGGACAGUGGGGGUAGGAAUUCCUCGGCACUGGGUAAGAAUGUAGAGGAACCAGUUUCUGAAUCACAUGUAAAUGCUGAUUAUACAAAUCGAUUGGCUUUGGUGGAAUGCUCCGGUGAAGAGUUGAGCGGCUCUUCUUUAGAUGUUGCCCAUGGAUUGACUCCUAAUAUCCUGAUUUCUAUAGCGGGCUUUGUUAUUAAAGUGAUUGGCUUUCAAAUAAAUCUACUUGUGAUGUUUCUGGUCUUUCCUAUUAGGUCGUCUUAUUAUCUGUACAAGCUCGUCACGGAUCCUUUUGGAACCGUUGACCAAAUUAAAGAGCGUGGAGUCAAUGUUCUUGGGCAGGUUAGCAAUUACGUGUGGGAGAGGAUAGGUGCCAAUUUUAUUGAUCAGACAACGAUAAGAAAAUUGGCAAAGAUGUUUGGCUGGGGAUUUUUAUGGUCCUCCUAUGUUGGAUUUGUACUCUUCAGCUUCUUCAUAUUGUCGUUCAUCUUGAGUAGUGUAUUGAUGGGAAACUUCUUAGAGAAACCUAUUAGAAUGACAAAACCAUUGAGUUUCGACUAUACUGUGAGUGAUCCGGAAGCUCUUGUGCCUAUAAAUGCCGUUGAAGGGAUAGAUUACAUGCAGUACUGUAAAGGAAAUGUUAAAGCUGAGAAGAGUGAAGGCCGUCGUUUCAUACCACCUUAUCACAAGUUACAACUUACUAUCUCAUUGACCCUGCCAGAAUCCGAAUACAAUCGAAAACUUGGAGUCUUCCAGGUUACAGUGGAUUUUCUGUCUGCAAAUGGUAAAGUACUUGCAAGUUCAGGUCAUCCAUGCAUGCUCCACUUUAAAAGUGAUAAAAUCCUACUUGUGGGAACCCUCCUAAAAGGUGUUCCUCUUCUUGCUGGUUACUCUUCUGAAUCCCAAACAAUUAAGGUCAGAAUGACGGGCUUUGUUGAAGGUAUUGAGCCAUCUACUUGUUUGAAAGUGACGCUUAAGCACCGUGCAGAAUGCAGACCAGGUGAAGGCAUUCCAGAGAUAUAUUCUGCAUUAAUCUUACUUGAGUCUGAACUUCCGCUGCUUAAAAGGAUCUUGUGGAGCUGGAGAAGGACGAUAUUUAUUUGGGUUGCUGCAGGAUUUUUUGUCAUGGAACUGUUACUAAUUCUGAUCUGCUGUGGACAUAUUAUUUUUCCCCGUCCAACGACUACACAUGAUGCUAUCAAUCUAAGGGAGGAUUCAUUCCAAUCAAUUGACAUGUUAUAACAUGAUAUUGCUUUUAACUUCAAAUAUUCUGGUCCAAAGGCAAGUUCGGAUGUGGCACACGCUAUAUGUUGAUGCUGGUGAUGACCUUGGGUUAUGUAUGUCGUUAAUGAUAACUUGUUUUAUGCAGGUUUAUAUUUUGAAUAUUGAAGGCUAACUGAGUGGGAGAAGUUUAUUGGCAUCCUUGCCACUUUGCAGUUGGGCAAGUUCGUACAUGAUGCUGUACAGUUGUAGUAGGAGUGGACAUGCUCGACCCUAAAAGCUGGAUCUGCUGUUAUUUCAUGAAAAAUUAAGACAAGACAUUGUUGCAUAUGCUUGUAAUAUGCAAUAGACUAUAGGACAUCCACUGUGCAACAAAGGUAUCUUGGCAGUAUGAUGAUCUCUCUUCUAUAGAGUAGCUUCAUUUUUCCUCAAUAAACUAUUGAAGAUCAAUUUGUUGACAACACAGUUCUUUAUCUGGGGAGGAGUUGCCACGGGAAUGAAACAUUCAACUGGUUAUAUUCUACUCCAGCGAGCUCAUCCGUCAUUGUACAGUUCUUGUAGUGGCAUCGCCGUUGCAUUAUGUGACACCAUUGGGAUGCCAGGUUACCAGCUCUCCAUUGGUUCAAAUUUUCAUGGCAAUUUGCAUCUGCAAUGCAGUUUAUGGAUAUUCCUUUUUCUGCUAAAACGGUGUCAGAAUUACUGUAUCUAGCAUAAAUUUGUUCCUGUGCUGAUUAUUCAUCAUGGUGGAAACAUGUUUUGAAAUUCAACUGGAAGGAGAAUGAAAAUAGAAGGGGAAUGAAAAUAAAAGAAAGAAGCAUUUUUUUUUUAACAAA